UGCAAUUAUAUUGAUGUUCUUUCAGCUAGUUCAAGCCUUACGGCUGGUGGUCAUUGUCGCGAUUACAAUGGUAAACUUUAUGAGACCGGUAUGCACUAUAUGCCUGGACCGGAUUCAUGUCGUCUGUGUAUAUGUGACAGUGGUCUGCCGAAAGCCUGUAAAAUGGUAUUGUGUGAAGCGUUUACCAAAUGUAAAUCAUUUCAAACGGUCGGUUCAGGCAAUAAUUGCUGUGAGGUGAUCUGUCUCGAUGAUCAGCUAACCGAUGGUAGUACAGACUUUGGAGUUUGA
Lucilia cuprina (Australian sheep blowfly) is the source of this 288-nucleotide messenger RNA. RefSeq lists its product as uncharacterized. The record is from RefSeq and is a predicted model, not a curated record. The annotation marks the transcript as partial. The transcript is spliced from 2 exons. Gene Ontology annotation, cellular component: membrane. NCBI's taxonomy places the organism in Eukaryota, Metazoa, Arthropoda, Insecta, Diptera, Calliphoridae. Gene Ontology annotation, molecular function: protein binding.